This is a messenger RNA of Drosophila navojoa, 569 nucleotides long. RefSeq lists its product as uncharacterized. The record is from RefSeq and is a predicted model, not a curated record. NCBI's taxonomy places the organism in Eukaryota, Metazoa, Arthropoda, Insecta, Diptera, Drosophilidae.
ACCUUUUGGCAAAACAACUUCGGAAAUAAAUUAAAUAAAAAAAAAAAUAAAUACAAAGAACCAUGGGUAUGUCUGGUUUGUCGGAAGACUUUAUAACGUUAACACAGUUAAAUUGUGUUCAACAGUGCAGUGCAUUAAUUUACAACCCAAAGCCGCGUAACUAUUUAACGGCCGCAGCACUUUUUAGCGUAUAUUGCGGCGUAGUUAUCUAUCGUUCGUAUCGCAAUCAUCAGGCCAAAAUGCAGGCUCGCCGUGAGGCUGCGCUGAUUACGGCACGUGAAGAAUUGCCAGUCUUUGAGGAGUACACCGUUGAAGCACCCACUUUGGAGCAGCAGCAAUAUCCAGCUGAACCAACCGUUCCCGAGCCAGCACACAUUGACGACCCGGCCAGCGACGAGACAAGUUUACCAGCAACACCCUAGGCCAACUCGAAGUUCCACUCCCCCAAAUGUUUCAGGAUAUCGCAAUUAAUUGAGAAACGAUCGAACUUCAGUUAUAAGAGAAUACAUUUCCGAUAUAUCCAAAUGAGCUCAGUCAGUGAAUAAAAAUUCAUGGAACAUGCAUACAUA